This is a messenger RNA of Papilio xuthus (Asian swallowtail), 902 nucleotides long. RefSeq lists its product as uncharacterized. The transcript is spliced from 4 exons. The record is from RefSeq and is a predicted model, not a curated record. NCBI's taxonomy places the organism in Eukaryota, Metazoa, Arthropoda, Insecta, Lepidoptera, Papilionidae. Bases 115 to 843 code for a protein of 242 amino acids.
UCCAACUUAAAGUUACUUUGUCAUACGUCCAAUUUUUCUAUGUAAAGUCAUGUAAAGCACCAUUUGUAUGUUUAGAAAUUUUGAAUUUCAAAAUUACGGCUAUUUUAAAAGACAAUGGCCAGUGGUGACUCACCAAGUCCUCAAUACAUGACGUAUUCAAAAUCAAGGGUCCCUUUAUUGGGUGCGCUAAUAGAUUAUGUGGAUACCAGCAUACAUUAUUUAUGGACAAAAUCAUUCGUUGCAGCUGAACAAAUGCAUGUACAAACAUCAAAAUCUACGCUAUCCAUUUCUUUUAUGACUUUCGUAUGCUUAGUGUUAGGUUUACUUGCGAAUGUCAAGAUGGAAGUUGUGACUAUUGAUGAAACGACUUUGGAACACGAUCUCCACAUUGUUUUAUUGAGUGAGAAAUAUAAAUUGUAUGUGGACGAUGUCGAUGUAUCAAAAAUUUUGUGCUGCAUUGAAGCUUCCGAUACCUUAUUGGUAUUGAUAUCCUGCUUCUUGAUAUGCAAUUCAGGAUUUGCGCGUCAUCCUACUUGCGAGUACAUGUAUUUACCCUGGAUGGGUGUAACGCUGCGUGGACUAGCACUACGUCAACUACCAACAUGCGCUGCUCUCCUCUACACAAUGUAUGUCGCUAAUGAAGAUAUCAACACGCUGUUUCUCACUUCAUUCGCUUUAUUAUUCAUUACAGAGUUACGACUGUGGUUGGAGGUUGUAAGGUUGGUAUGUCUCCGAUGGGAGGCCAAUGAACAAGUGAAGAUAUGCGGUUUGGAACAAGAAGUCAAGACUCUAUGGAGUAACGAAGAGGUGCCCAGUAUUGAAGUGUCCAAUUUUGUUUAUUAAAUUUUGUGCAAAGAUUCGAAUGCUGAGAAAUUAUUAAUUGAUGUUCGAAAACGUAUCGU